This is a messenger RNA of Rosa chinensis, 1078 nucleotides long. Its product is annotated as glucan endo-1,3-beta-glucosidase-like. The record is from RefSeq and is a predicted model, not a curated record. Bases 216 to 662 code for a protein of 148 amino acids. NCBI's taxonomy places the organism in Eukaryota, Viridiplantae, Streptophyta, Magnoliopsida, Rosales, Rosaceae. The transcript has 5 exons.
UAUAACAAUGACUCCAUGUCUGCAUCAGUGUUUCAUCUCAUCCACCACACUGAAAACAAUGGACAAUAUUUUUUGGAUAAAAAGUAUUAUAUAGACUUUGAUGAACAUUGGGAUUUGAUAUGUGUUUGUGUUUGAUGAACUCUUUGUCUAUUAUGCUUCAUUUGUUUGUUUUCUUCGCAGAUUUUCUGUUUCUGGUUUUAAUUCUGAAAUAGAUUAUGAAUUUGAAAUUAAAUCUUGCAGGAGAUAGUCAUACUCUGUCCACGGCAGACACUGCAGAGACUUGGUGUGUCCCCAAUCCAUCGUUGACCUAUAAGAAUCUGCAAGAGAUAGAAACCUUUGCUUGCAAUUAUGUGGAUUGCUCUUCAAUUCACAGUGGGGGUCCAUGCUUCAACCCCUUGAACGCCUUCAUUCAUGCAGCCUUUGCCAUGAAUGCUUAUUAUCAGGAGCAACACCAGUGUUUUGGUAACUCUGGACUCAUAUCUAUUACUGAUCCAAGCUAUGGGAACUGUCAUUUUGCAGGUAGAGAAGAGAAGGUUUCCUCUUCAGCAGCUCUGAAUACAUGGUGUGUGGCAAAGCCGACUGCCACUGACAAUUUGCUACAAUUGAACAUUGACUUCGCUUGUAGUCAUGUCAACUGUAGUGUCAUUGAACCCCGGUGGUGAAUGCCAAUUACAAGACACUAUGAUGAACCAUGCAUCUGUAGCCAUGAAUCUCUUCUACCAAUCUUCUGGCAGAACAGAUUCGAGUUGUUAUUUCAACUCGACCGGCAUGAAUGUGAUUAAAGAUCCAGGUUCUGGAAGUUGUGUCUAUAACGUUGCUGUCCCUGCGAGUCUCAGAACAAAGAAGAGGAAAUCUAAAGCUUCUGCAACAUUUAUUGGACUGAUGGUGCUGUGUUUGAUCAUUGGUUGUGUGCUGCUGGCAGGGGUUGUGUAUCUCAUCCUCAAGCUUCGUCAGACACCCACAAGAGCAGCAGCGGUGGAACCUCCUCCCAUGUACAGAUUGCAGGAGCAAACAGCAGCCACUCUUCCUUAGGGUUCAUAUCAUAUUAUGUUUGCAUAGUUUGAAAGGCUAAUAGUUU